AUGUCCGACAAACACGCAGACGAACGUCUUGAAGGUUACAAUGAAACGUUCGGCGGACUUAUCAUCAAAAAGAAGAGCACCGACGGGGAGGAUAAAGCGAAGAAGUCAGAGCUUCCAACAAAGUAAGUCAAACGUUUUACAAAAUCAAUAAAAUUCAUAUAUACAGGAGCGCGUAUGGGCUCGACAAACUUGCUUCCAUCAAACGAGAGCAUGAAAGGAAGCGGUUGGACGACGGAGAGGAUAGCGGUGUGACAGAAUCCGUUCGUCGUGGAAUCGAGAAGUGAGCUUGCGCCUAAUCGACGCUAAAACCUAUCAAUUUGUUCUUCAGAGUUCGUGAGAAGCAUAGAGACCGUGAAGAUCGAGGAAUGAAGUACAAGAGUCGUGAUGACGAUAAGAAAAGAGACAAAGACUACGACAGAUCGGAUCGCAGAGAGCACAGCAGUCGGAGAGAUCGAGGAGACAGAAGAGGCGAUGAGACUCCGCGCUUCAAAGUGCCCGAUACGCCGUCGAGAAUGACGUGGGACGACGACAGAGAUGGGUCGUCAAGGAAAAGAAAUAGUUGGGACAUGCCGACUCCACGAGGAGAAAGAGACCGAAAAAGAGAUUGGGACACGGAAAGAAGUAUCUCGAGCGCAUGGAGAAGUGAGAGGAAGCAUCGAGAUGACGAGAAACGUAAGAGGUACAAUCGACCACAAGACUCUGUGAGAAGUGUCAAGGAAGAUAAGAACGAGUAAGCUAUUCAACGAUUCAUGGUUUGUGACAAAGUUGUUGCGUUGUAGACCGACAUUCCACGACGAAGAAGAGCGAUUACAGUGGGAGCAGGAGCAGAAGAGUCUGGAAAGAGAAUGGUACGACAACGAAGGAGCCCAUGACGACGAGUACAACCCGUUCAACAAAGUGUCAGAAGAGUUUGUGGAGAAACGAGAGAAGCAGUGGCAGGAGAAGACUCAGAAGCCGAGACUGACUGUCAAGCAGCAGGCGAUCAAAAGGGAGAACGAGCUGUGGGAAAACAACAGACUGCACCGUUCCGGAGUCGUCGCAAUGGCCGACGAGUUGUCGAGUACCUUCGAGGACGAAACCGACGAGAAUCGGGUCACAAUUCUUGUGCAGAACAUUGUUCCUCCGUUCCUGGAUGGUCGAAUUGUGUUCACGAAACAGGCACAGCCGAUCAUUCCGGUAGUCGAUACAACGUGUGAUAUGGCCGUGGCCGCAGCGAAGGGAAGUAUGGCGGUGCGGAGGCGCAGAGAAGUGGAAGAUCGGAAAAAGGCGCAGGACAAGCACUGGGAAUUGGCAGGAAGUAAAUUGGGAAAUCUGAUGGGAGUCAAGGAAAAGGCCGACGACACUGCGAAUCCAGAAGACGAUGACAACGGAAACUACAAGGAGUCUCAUCAGUUCGCAUCUCACAUGAAAGACAACGAAGCCGUCUCAGACUUCGCAUUGGAGAAGACGAUCAAGCAGCAGAGAGAAUACUUGCCAGUUUUCGCGUGUCGACAGAAAAUGAUGAGCGUAAUCCGAGAAAACAACGUGGUUAUCAUUGUCGGAGAGACCGGAUCAGGAAAAACGACGCAGCUCGCUCAAUAUCUUCUGGAAGACGGCUUCGGAGAUUCGGGACUCAUCGGAUGCACUCAGCCGAGACGUGUCGCCGCUAUGAGUGUGGCGAAGCGCGUGGCCGAUGAAAUGGGCGUGGAACUCGGACAAGAUGUGGGAUACGCUAUUCGAUUUGAGGAUUGCACUUCUGAAAAGACUAUCAUCAAGUACAUGACCGAUGGUAUUCUCCUUCGUGAAUGCCUCGGAGACGGAACUCUCGACCAGUACUCUGCAAUCAUCAUGGACGAGGCUCACGAACGGUCACUCAAUACCGAUGUGCUAUUUGGAUUACUCAGGGAGGUAGUUGCCAAGCGAUCGGAUCUCAAACUGAUUGUCACUUCUGCCACUAUGGACGCCGACAAGUUUGCCGAUUUCUUCGGAGGCAACUGCCCGACGUUCACUAUUCCGGGAAGAACUUUCCCUGUCGAGCUGUUCCACGCGAGAACUCCCGUUGAGGAUUAUGUGGACACUGCUGUCAAACAGGCGGUCACUAUCCAUCUCGGAGGAAUGGACGGAGAUAUUCUCAUGUUCAUGCCCGGACAAGAAGACAUCGAGUGUACAUGCGAGAUGAUCAAAGAGAAGCUGGGAGAGCUGGACGAUGCGCCGCCGCUCGCCGUGCUUCCGAUUUACUCUCAACUCCCCAGUGAUCUGCAGGCGAAGAUCUUCCAACGUGCUCCCGGAGGAAUGCGAAAGGCGAUCGUCGCCACGAACAUCGCGGAGACAUCGCUCACUGUCGACGGAAUCCUGUUCGUGAUUGAUCCAGGAUUCUGCAAGAUGAAAGUGUACAACCCGAGGAUUGGUAUGGACGCUCUCUCGAUCUUCCCUAUUUCUCAAGCAUCUGCCAAUCAGAGAAGUGGUCGUGCUGGUCGUACCGGACCAGGACAGUGCUACCGUCUGUACACGGAAAGACAGUUCAAAGACGAGCUUCUGAGAAGCACAGUGCCCGAAAUUCAACGGACGAACCUUGCCAACGUCGUGCUCCUUCUGAAAUCUCUCGGCGUUGACGACCUUCUGAAAUUCCACUUCAUGGAUGCGCCUCCUCAGGACAACAUGCUCAAUUCGAUGUAUCAGUUAUGGACACUCGGGGCUCUCGACAAUACGGGACAACUAACUCCGAUGGGUAGGAAAAUGGUCGAAUUCCCACUGGAUCCGACCCUUUCUAAAAUGCUCAUUGUCUCUGCUGAAAUGGGAUGCAGCGAGGAAGUUCUGACAAUCGUCUCGAUGCUCUCCGUGCCCGCGAUCUUCUUCCGUCCGAAAGGAAGAGAAGAAGAGGCGGACGCGAAAAAGGAAAAGUUCCAAGUGCCCGAAUCGGAUCAUCUCACUUUCCUCAACGUUUAUCUUCAAUGGAGAACGCACAAGUACUCGGCCAAGUGGUGUGCAGAUAAUUAUUUGCAUGUGAAAGCUCUGAAAAAAGUUCGAGAAGUGCGAGCGCAGCUGAAGGAGAUCAUGCAGGAGCAAAAACUGAAAUUGGUGUAAGUGCAUUUGAUUGAUGCUCGGGGAAAAUAUCAAAAACGUGUUUCAGGUCAAACGGAAGCGAGUGGGAUAUUGUACGCAAGUGCAUUUGCUCCGCCUACUUCCACAACGCCGCCCGUCUCAAGGGAAUCGGAGAAUACGUGAACGUUCGAACGGGAAUCCCUUGUUUCCUUCACCCGACUUCUGCUCUGUUCGGAAUGGGCUUCAUGCCCGAUUAUGUGGUAUUUUAGUAUCUAUUUUCAUUUCCCCAACAAUAUUGGUCUCAGGUGUACCACGAACUUAUCAUGACAGCCAAGGAAUACAUGCAAUGCGUCACAGCAGUCGACGCGAUUUGGCUCGCCGAGCUCGGUCCGAUGUUCUACUCGAUCAAGGAAUCGAAGCAGUCGAGAAGGGAACUGAAGAUGGAGAGCGUUCGAACGGUGGAGACGAUGGAGGCGGAAAUGCGAGAGGCUCAGAAGGAGAUGGAGCGGCGGAAGAAGGAGAGCGACAAGGCUUUCAAGCGCCCGCAGUCAUCCACGAGAAUCGUCGAAGUGGGAUCAAAGUCCGUUCGUUCGGAAAGGCGGAAGUUGUGGGGACUUUGAUCAACUCGUCGUCUCUGCGACACUUGUCUCCGAUUUCCUCUUGUUUUUGUUUUUGUCGUGUAUCUCCAAAUCUCUGCGAUUUCUCGAUCACUUUCAAUCCGCGUUUGUUCAAUUCAAUAUAUCCGUAAUAUAAUAAAUCCAUUCUUUUCAAAACUUCAAUCGUUUAACCCUCCAUCGGUCAUUUUCCAUUACUUACCGACGGCUUUCUAAUCCCUUCCCCCACUCCUCCAUUUCCGAUUUUCAGGAUGAGCCUCGGCGAAAUGCCCGUCGAGAUGGCCACCCACAUCCUCCGAGGGUUGAAAGCCACCGAUCUCUUCAAUUCAGGGCUAGCCUAUUCCGAGCUGGCGGUCAUUGCGGCGAGGUUUCUCCCGACGGCGCGUUCUUUGAAGUUUGAAGUGACGGACGGAGGGCUCAGAGGAAGUUACGGAACGGACGAAGCGGAAAUUCGGAUUCCGCAGACGAAAUGUGAAGAGACCGAGAGGAUUCUGCAGAUUCUGAGGCCUUGCCUUGCCGAAGCCGUUGAGUCCCUCCACCUGGAGAACGAAUUAGUCCGUGGACAUAUUCCCGAUGACCUACUGGCUCAUCUUCUCUGUUUUGUGCAGAACGCUCCUCUCAAGGAACUGGCUCUUUCGGAAAUCGACUUUGAAAACAUUCAAGUGUGGACUCUGGCACUUCUCGCAGGCUUCGAUCGGCUUGAAAAAGUUGGGAUCGAUGGAUGUAAACUGGGCGGGCUCACGGAAGGAAGGCUGCUGAAAUGUCUGCAAACCUCGUUCCAAACCCUUUCGCAAAUCGAUUUGAAGGGAACUCCGCAGGUUCAAAGCUGAUCCCACGCAAGUCAUCAUCGUGAUCUUUGCAGGUAACCGAUCAGUUCGCCGUCCGUGUCUCUCGUUCCUGCCCCAAUCUCUCCUACUUCCGCAUCUCGAACUGCCCCAAAGUGACCACGUACUCCGCACUUCCGCUCAUCGAAUCCGCCAUCUUCCGCAUGUCGGACAAACUUGAUGUUCACAUGGACAACACUAAUUUCGACCCCGAUCUGCUCCGUUCCGUCAUGCGCUCUCCGCUGUUCGCGGCCUCCUCUGAGGAGUGGAGCCUGGAGCCAGUAGUUGUUCCGCUUGGAUACGACCGCCCGGCCGUGCUGGCUCUUCAUUCCAGCCGUAGAUGCGUGCUCAUCUUUGUCUGA
Molecule: messenger RNA, 4821 nt
Organism: Caenorhabditis sp. 36 PRJEB53466
Lineage: Eukaryota; Metazoa; Nematoda; Chromadorea; Rhabditida; Rhabditidae
Source: the annotation of a GenBank genome assembly